AUGAUAUUAUUGAUAUUCCUCCUAUGUAUUCAACAUGUAUUAGGUAAGGGAUAUCUUAGAUUACCCAAUCUGAAAAUAGAUACAUAUGUUGGAUCAGAGAAAGAAUUAGUUAGUAUAAAUAUUGAUAUGACUAAAUCAGAUUUGUUAUUAUUCAAUAGUUCCACCGCAUGUUCAUGGUCAGGAAAUUCCAACACCACUGACGCCCAAGCAUUAUAUCAGGUAUGUAGUACGCAAGCUAGUGUGUUUCAUGAUGGGAAUUCGAAAAGUUUUGUGAAGAAUGGUACCCAAUACAGUUAUAGCUUUGAAUCUGGUGACUUAGUAGGUUAUGGGAAUGUUUGGGGAAUUGAUACCUUCAACAUUGGUAACAAAACUAUUAAAGGUAUGCAAAUGUCACUUUUGAACCAAUCAACUAGUGUUUACGGAGUAUUGGGAGUAGGAUUUAUUGAAGAUGAAUUCUGUAAUAGAAAUAAUUUGAAUAAUGGUCAAUCUUCUGUGAAGUAUUUAAAUUUCCCUUACCAAUUAAAGAAUCAAGGAAUAAUCAAAAAGGCUAUGUAUUCAUUAAAUAGUUUACCAUUUUCCAUGUCAGAAUUUUUAUUUGGAGCCAUAAAUCACGAAAAAUAUAGAGGUGAUUUAGUUCAAAUUCCUUUGAUUGAUAAAUCUUUACAAUUCAAAACUGAUGGGAUAAUAUUGAAUGAUUUGGCCCUUUCAAAUUCUACCAUCACCACAAUAAUUGAUAAUAAUUCUUAUAAUUUGGGGUUACCACCAUUGAUUUUCAACACAAUUAUGAACCUUCUUAAUGCUAAUAUUUCAUCGGAUUAUCCCGAUUAUUAUCAAACGUCAAAUACUAAUGAUACGAUAUAUUUCAAAUUUGGUGAUUUGGUUAUACCUAUAUCUUUUCAAAACUUAGUUGAUAGUAAUGGCUUAAUUUCAAUAGUUCAAUCGAAAGAGAAGAUUGUAUUAGGAAGACCUUUCCUUAUAGAUGCUUAUAUAGUAGUGGACUUAGAAGAUGAAGCUUUAUUCAUUGGAAGAGCAGCUUCUCCCAAUAAUAAGGAUGAUAUUACUGUAGUAGGAAAAGGAUCAAAUUCCACUGAAAUUGCUUUUAAUUCAGCUUCAACUUACAGUUUUCCUUGGAUGUUGUAUCUAUUACCACUUACCUUGUAUUUAAUUUAA
This is a messenger RNA of Yamadazyma jaroonii, 1170 nucleotides long. Lineage: Eukaryota; Fungi; Ascomycota; Pichiomycetes; Serinales; Debaryomycetaceae. The record is from the annotation of a GenBank genome assembly.